This is a messenger RNA of Entrophospora sp. SA101, 336 nucleotides long. The record is from the annotation of a GenBank genome assembly. NCBI's taxonomy places the organism in Eukaryota, Fungi, Glomeromycota, Glomeromycetes, Entrophosporales, Entrophosporaceae.
AUGGCUGAUGAAAAACAUGAUAGAAUAAUCAUUGAACCAGUCAAAGUUACUGAUAUUGUAACCAAGCGAACAUUUAAAUUUCAAUUCCAAGCUCCUCGUGAACCUGGUUUAUAUUCUUUCACCUUUUAUUUUAAGAGUGAUUCAUAUUUUGGUGCUGAUAUUAAAAAAGAUAUGAAGUUGGACGUAAAAGACUUUUCAGAACUUCCACCACAAGAAGAAGUUGAUGAUGAUAUAUCAGAACCUGAAGAAGAUUCUUUGGCAGCCAAAAAAUCUGGUGGUGAUAGCGACGAUAGCGAUGAUAGCGAUGGAGAUGGAGACAGUAGCGAUGAUGAUUAA